AUGAAUCUGAGGCACUUCUUUUCGAGACAGACAAUCAAUAAUAUAUCAAAACUCAAUGGUAGAGUGUUUUCUCCUCAUCGAGGUUAUCAUAGAUGUUGUGUAACCAUUGCUUCCUGCACGUCCCCUUCGAUUUGUUCACCAGAGAGUCGUGGUACAUUUUCUAUAUUCAGCACCCCGAAAUCAAAUUCACAUUUUGGUAGAUUUGUUCACACUGCUCAACUAAAUGACUCAUCUAGUGAUUCAGAAACUGAGUCAGAUGAUAAUGCAAUGACGAAUGAGUUCUUGUCCAGAUUUGUUUGGAGAAUGAGGGGAAAGCUGUCUGAAGCAUAUGCUGACUGUGAUAAGAAGACCAUUGAUGGGAUGCUUUUGAUUAUUGUUGGAAAGGUUAUCUCGGAAAUGGAAAAAGGUAGUCUUGAGCAGAUGGUUGAGGCUGCUUCGUCCACACCUUCACAGGAUUUCAGUGAGGACCUUUGGAGAACAGUGUGGGAGGUUAGUCAUGUAGUUUUGGAAGAUAUGGAGAAAGAAAGGAAGAAGGAGAAAAUGAAGUGUUUUCUUCAGUCUGAAGAAGUUAAGGACAUGUGCAGGUUUGCUGGUGAAGUCGGUAUUCGUGGGGAUAUGCUGAGAGAGCUCAGAUUUAAAUGGGCACGGGAGAAUAUGGAGGAAAGUGAGUUUUAUCAGAGUUUGGAACGGCUUCGAGAAAUGGAAUCACAAACUGAAGCCCAACAGGAGCCAUUAAAAACAGAAUUCAUGGGUGAAGAACGGAUUAUGAAGGAAGAUAAUAAUGUGUCUGAAGAGAAGCCUAAUGUUUUGGAGCUUCCCAAAAGACAUGGGAAGAUCAAGUACAGGAUUUAUGGACUUGAUUUGUCUGAUCCAACAUGGGCUAAGGUCGCUGAUAAAAUUCAUGAGAGUGGAGAAGUUAUUUUUCCUCAGGAGCCAAAGCCAAUAACCGGGAAAUGCAAACUUGUUGAUGACAAAAUCCUCUCACUACAAGAGGACGAUGAUCCUGCUCCACUUUUAGCUGAAUGGAUGGAGCUUCUUCAGCCUAGCAGGAUUGACUGGAUUAAUCUUCUUGACAGAUCAAAAGAACAAAAUUCUCGUGUAUACUUUAAGAUUGCAGAAUUUCUACUUGGUGAAGAGUCCUUCCAGACCAACAUACGUGACUAUUCAAAACUGAUUGAUGCUCAUGCAAGAGAAAAUCGCUUAGAAGACGCUGAAAGAAUUCUCAAGAAGAUGAAUGAAAAUGGUAUUCUACCCGAUAUUCUAACGUCAACCAUUAUGGUUAACAUGUACGGUAAAUCGGGAAAUCUUGAUCGAGCAAAAGAAGCAUUUGAAAACUUGAGGAGUCAUGGAUUCCAACCUGAUAUGAAGGUGUAUAUUUCUAUGAUCAUGGCCUAUGUAAAUGCUGGGCAACCAAAGAUGGGUGAGUCGUUGAUGAGAGAAAUGGAAGCAAGGGACAUGAAACCCACAAAAGAGAUAUUUAUGGCCUUGCUUCGAUCCUUUGCCCAGCAGGGUGAUGUUAAUGGAGCCCAACGAAUUGCUACCACCAUGCAGUUUGCUGGUUUCCAACCAAGUUUGGAAUCCUGUACGUUACUAGUGGAGGCAUUUGGUCAAACUGGUGACCCUGAUCAGGCUCGGCAUAAUUUUGAUUACAUGAUGAAACUUGGGCACAAACCGGACGACAGAUGCACUGCUAGCAUGAUUACGGCUUAUGCAAAAAAGAAUUUAUUGGAUAAAGGUUUAAAUCUUCUACUCGAGCUCGAGAAGGAUGGUUUCUUGCCUGGGGUUGCUACUUAUACGGUUCUGGUCGACUGGUUGGCCAAAUUGCUGUUGGUCGAUGAAGCUGAACAGAUAUUGGAUAAGAUUGCAGAGCAAGGGGAGGCUCCUCCGCUCAAGGUGCAUAUUAGCCUUUGUGACAUGUACUCGAGGGCUGGCUCCGAGAGGAAGGCUCUUCAAGCUUUAGGAGUUUUGGAGGCGAAGAAGGAGCAAUUGGGGCCCGAGGAAUUCGAGAGGGUUAUACAUUCACUCCUAACUGGUGGCUUUCUACAAGAUGCUCAAAGGAUUCAGGGGUUGAUGGAAGCUCAGGGAUUCCAAGCAUCUGAGCCGCUAAAGGUUGCUUUGAUGGCAUCUCAGGCAUUUGGUCGUAAGAGACAAACGAUCAGAUAG
Molecule: messenger RNA, 2163 nt
Organism: Fraxinus pennsylvanica
Lineage: Eukaryota; Viridiplantae; Streptophyta; Magnoliopsida; Lamiales; Oleaceae
Source: the annotation of a GenBank genome assembly